AUGCCGGGCCGGGCGGAGCCGUCGGGGGGACGCGCGGCGGCGGGGCCGGUGGCGGUGCCCGUACCGGUGACACCCGGCGCGGCGGCGCGGCCGGGAGGCGCGGGGCUGCGGGCCAAGGGCUUCGCCAUCACCGACCUGCUGGGGCUGGAAGCCGAGCUGCAGCCGCCCCCCGGGCCCCCCCCGGCCGCCACCGCCGGUGGCUACGAGGGCGGCGGGGCGCUGGGGCUGGGGCUGGGGCUGCUGUGCAGCCUGGGGGGGCCGGGAGCCCCGUGCCUGCUGCCCGCCCCGCUGCCGCUCCUGCCCGCCCGCGGCCCCCGCCCGCCUCCCGGGCCGCCUCCCGCCGCCCGCCGCCACAAGGAGAACAUCUCCGAUGAGGACAGCCUGUCUGGGGACGCCAGCGACCUGAAGAUGUCCACCUCCCAGAUCAAGAGGAAGAAACGCAGGCACAGGACUGUAUUCACAGCUCACCAGCUGGAGGAGCUGGAGAAGGCUUUCAAUGAAGCGCACUACCCCGACGUCUAUGCCCGGGAGAUGCUGGCUGUGAAGACGGAGCUGCCGGAGGACAGGAUACAGGUUUGGUUUCAGAACCGAAGAGCCAAGUGGCGGAAGCGGGAGAAGUGCUGGGGCCGGAGCAGCGUGAUGGCCGAGUACGGCCUCUACGGGGCCAUGGUGAGGCAUUCCAUCCCCCUGCCCGAGUCCAUCCUCAACUCCGCCAAGAGCGGCCUGGUGGGAUCCUGCGCCCCGUGGCUGCUGGGUAUGCACAAAAAGUCCAUGGAGGUGAGCAGGAAGGCAGAGAGCCAAGAGAAGCUGGCAGAUGGCUGGCGAAUGGAGCAGGAGGAGGAGGACCUCAAAGGGACGCAGGCCAGCUCCCAGAAGGGCUCUGACAAGCUUGGGCCUGCAAAAGACUCGGAGGACACAGCCAUCGACCUCUCCAGGACAGCCAAGCACGAGAAGAGGGGUGUGCUGAGGCAGUACAUCAAUGGGGACCCCCCCACAGAGCAGAACGACAGGGACCACUGAGCCUGGGCUGCCCCGGGGGAGGCCAGACCUCACGGCGUCCUGGCGACACCAUUCUAUUUAUUGAUUUAUUGAUAUAUAUUUUUUUUUUCUUAAAUAACGGAACUUUUAUCUGAAUUCAGGGCAUUUUAAAACUGGGCACACACACCCCCUCGUCCCCUCACUUUCAAGCUGUUCACUUCUCAGCAGAGCCAGGGUGGAGGGUGGCAGAGGGGCCAGGGGCAGUGCGAGGACGGGAGCGCAUUGUGGUCAGCACCGAUUGCUGCUGGGGAGGAGCCCCCUUCCUUCCCCUCCCUGCUGGGACCACUUCCCCAGCUAGCUAGAAGCACAAAGAGGAGCAACACACUAGGAGUUGCUCCCUCCUCCAGCACGCAGGUGCAAGGAGUUUACAGACGCCUUCUCCAAGCGCUUCCACCCCGGUGUGAGUCCUUCC
Molecule: messenger RNA, 1450 nt
Organism: Haemorhous mexicanus (house finch)
Lineage: Eukaryota; Metazoa; Chordata; Aves; Passeriformes; Fringillidae
Gene: VSX1
Product: visual system homeobox 1
Exons: 5
Coding region: 1-1020 (339 amino acids)
Biological process (GO): regulation of DNA-templated transcription
Cellular component (GO): nucleus
Molecular function (GO): DNA-binding transcription factor activity, RNA polymerase II-specific; transcription cis-regulatory region binding
Source: RefSeq, a predicted model, not a curated record